CUGCCGCUCGGCGAAACUGCAGCGAACUACCCGCUUCGUCUCCCUCCGCCGCUUUCGGGGCCUAAGCAGGAGCGGCUGGGACGGCGUCACUGGGUGGGCUGGGGCGGAAGUGGAGGCGGAGGGAGACGGCGGCGCCCACUGGGAUUUGGGCUCUCCCAGCGAGGCCCUGGUGGGCGCGAGGUAGGGGGAGGGGGAGGAGGAGGAGCCCGCGGCCCGGGCGGCGGCGCCCGACUUCCCCGUAGGGCCCCGCCUCGGAGCGGGCGCCUUGGAGGAGGAGACUGAGGAGCAGGAUGGCGGCCUCGGCCCUGUACGCCUGCACCAAGUGUACCCAGCGCUAUCCCUUCGAGGAGCUCUCCCAGGGCCAGCAGCUCUGCAAGGAAUGUCGGAUUGCGCAUCCUAUUGUAAAAUGUACUUACUGCAGAUCAGAAUUUCAACAAGAGAGCAAAACUAAUACAAUUUGUAAGAAGUGUGCUCAAAAUGUGAAGCAAUUUGGCACGCCUAAGCCUUGUCAGUACUGUAACAUAAUUGCAGCAUUUAUUGGUACAAAGUGUCAGCGAUGCACAAAUUCAGAAAAAAAAUAUGGACCACCUCAGACCUGUGAACAGUGCAAACAACAGUGUGCUUUUGAUCGGAAGGAGGAGGGAAGAAGAAAGGUUGAUGGAAAAUUAUUGUGCUGGCUCUGUACUUUAUCAUACAAGAGAGUUUUACAGAAAACAAAAGAACAGAGGAAGAGCUUGGGAUCUUCACAUUCAAAUUCAUCUUCUUCAUCUCUUACUGAGAAAGACCAGCAUCAUUCAAAACAUCAUCACCACCAUCAUCACCAUCACCAUCGUCACAGCAGUAGCCAUCACAAAAUCAGCAAUCUGAGUCCAGAACAAGAGCAGGGACUGUGGAAACAGAGCCAUAAAUCCACUGCAGCAAUUCAGAAUGAAACUCCAAAGAAAAAGCCCAAAUUGGAAUCUAAGCCAUCUAAUGGAGAUAGUAGCUCUAUAAAUCAGUCAGCAGAUAGUGGGGGAACAGACAAUUUUGUCCUUAUAAGUCAACUGAAAGAAGAAGUGAUGUCACUUAAACGUCUCUUACAGCAGAGAGACCAGACCAUUUUAGAAAAAGAUAAAAAGUUAACUGAACUAAAAGCAGACUUUCAGUACCAAGAGUCAAACUUGAGAACAAAGAUGAACAGUAUGGAAAAAGCUCACAAAGAAACUGUGGAACAACUUCAGGCCAAAAACAGAGAACUACUCAAACAGGUUGCAGCAUUGUCAAAGGGUAAAAAGUUUGACAAAAGUGGAAGCAUACUAACAUCCCCUUGAGAGAGUUACUGAUUUAGCAUUUCUGCUGAAAAUGUAAAUUUGAAAAAAAUUCUGUGAAGCCCUUAAAUUCUGUGUAGUGGAAAAAUAUUUUUGCACACCAAAUGAACUGGCGUGUUUCCUAUUCACUUUUGUAACUGACAUACAGCAUUUUUUAAGUUGUAAAACAUUCAAAUAAAACUUCAACGGGUUUGAAGUAACUUUUUAAUUAUAUGAUACCAGGAACUUUUUUGCCAGCAAUAGUAUUAAACAGUUGUAAAAGGAGUGCAUGAGUAGUGCUUUUUUAUAAAAUGCAACAUGCAAUAAUAGAAUAGGUAUGGUUUUAAGAAAUCAGAGCAGCAGGGUUUUUGUUUUAUUUUUGUUUUAUACCAUGCUAAUUUCAGAUAAACAGGUUUCAAUUUAGAAAUACAAAAAACUUUUAAACAAGGAAAAUGGUGAAUACUCGUUUUUUUGGUAAUUGUUUCACUUUGCAUCAACAUUAAUUUAGGAGGGAAUCAUGGUGCUUUUAUUAAAUGAGCUUCAGAGAAUAUGUAAAUAUAUUUUUAAAAUUUACAUCAUUAACAUUAGUUAGUAAACUGGUAUUUUCAUUAUUGCUAUAGGAAUUAAUGUUUAUUGUACAGUAUCCAAGGUAAAAUGUGUUUUGUUUUGUAAAAACUACUGUGGAUUUUUACUUACAAGUGCCUUUUUGCCACCUAAUGUUUUUAUUUAUAGGAAUGCUGAUCUUUUGUAUAUAGUUUGUUUUAAAAUCGUGUUUAAUAAAUGUAUAUAAAUGCAUAUGUACAGAAGCCUAUUUCAAAAGGAAAUCAAAGUUGCUAGUAAAAUGUUUGAGGUUGCAUUAAGAACUGAUGAUGCAUAUAGACUUUAGAUGAUUUUGUGGUUUGUUUCUGUGUGAUAAGGGAAAGCAGUUGGUCAUUGAAUUCAUUGAAUUAUGUCAAAAUACUCCCCCAUAGAUUUAAUUUUAAAUCAUUUCUUGAUAGAGUAAUUUUAUUUUUUAUGUGAUAUGGCUUCAUGUUCAUAUUUUGUAAGUUACAUGUUUUGCUUUAUUUUUUCUUUUAUAAAAUUUUUAAAAAUUUAUAAUUUUUCUGCAGUGGUCCAUAUACCUGCUUUCCUUAUAAUAUGUGGUUAUCUAAGUUAAUAUUUAUGUACACCAUAAUUAAUUUGUAAGUUUAAGGCAAAUCUGGAAAAAAAUUAAAUAACUAUUAAACCAA
Pteronotus mesoamericanus is the source of this 2515-nucleotide messenger RNA. RefSeq names its product family with sequence similarity 76 member B (gene FAM76B). The transcript has 10 exons. The record is from RefSeq and is a predicted model, not a curated record. The coding region runs from base 291 to 1310 and encodes 339 amino acids. Lineage: Eukaryota; Metazoa; Chordata; Mammalia; Chiroptera; Mormoopidae. Gene Ontology annotation, cellular component: nuclear speck.